Messenger RNA from Cryptomeria japonica (Japanese cedar), 1113 nucleotides. Its product is annotated as fasciclin-like arabinogalactan protein 12. Lineage: Eukaryota; Viridiplantae; Streptophyta; Pinopsida; Cupressales; Cupressaceae. The record is from RefSeq and is a predicted model, not a curated record. The transcript has a single exon. The coding region runs from base 116 to 844 and encodes 242 amino acids.
AUAAAAACACCAUCCGCCCGAAGUUCGAACCAUACAACCACCAAACACAAAUCCUCUGCCCUACAAGAUCCUGAAAUUACAGAGCAAAAAGAAGAAGAAAAUCCCCAAUUCGAACAUGGCUUCUGUAGUAUUGAGAAUUCUCUGUGCAGCGUGCUUCCUAUUCAUGGCCGAUGGCGUGUCUCUGGCCACGGGUCCAGCAGCGGCGGCGGCCCCUGCGGCGCCGAGCUCCGGGUCGCUGAACCUAACAGCCAUUCUGGAAAAGGCCGGGGAUUUAAAUACCUACAUAAGUCUGCUGAAAUCCACACAGGUGGACAGUCGGCUGCAAAAUCAGCAACAGGGGAUCACCAUUCUCGCCCCCUCCGACGCCGCUUUUGCAGCUCUGAAACCCGGCACUCUUAACGCCAUGAGCGAUCGGGACAAAAUGGCCCUUCUGCAAUACCACGCAUUGCCCAGCUAUUACACAUUCGGGCAGUUACAGACCGUGACCAACCCCGUUCGGACCGUGGCCUCGGGCAAUGGAGGCCCCUUCGGGAUGAACUUCACGGCCAUCGGCAACAACGUUAAUGUCUCCACGGGUAUUGUGAACGCAGCGAUUUCGGGCCCCGUCUAUUCACAGAAGCCCGUUGUCGUCUAUCAGGUCGACAAGGUGCUUCUUCCUCUGGAGAUUUUCGGCCCAAAGGUCCCCGCCGCUGCUCCCGCACCCGAGGCUGGCGUUCCCACCGUUUCUCCGUCAUCUGACGGGUCUGCGUCUGCAACUUCUGACUGUCGAUCUCGGUUUGUUUUCUCCAAUGGCGUUGCUCUGGCUAUGGCUGUUCUGUCUGUGCGUUUCGUGGCUUCCUUGUAACGCUGGUAUUAUUUGUUGUUGUUUUCGAGUUGCUGUGCUGUUGUGGUGUGGCCUUCCUUCCUUCCUUGCCCUGAAUAAAGGCCAUUCUUUGUAAUUGCGGAGAUGUGUGUAUUAUUAUUGCAUUCUGUACGCGCCAUGUUCAGAUUUUGUAUUCUGUAUUUCAUAUUUUAAAUUUUUGUUAUUAGAUGGGGAUUGGUGAUGGUUUUUGGAACGAUCUCUCAUUAAUGAUGUACUUAUCAAUGUUUCAAUAGAUUGGUAUUUUUCUUUUC